Alternaria burnsii is the source of this 1611-nucleotide messenger RNA. Its product is annotated as amidase signature enzyme. NCBI's taxonomy places the organism in Eukaryota, Fungi, Ascomycota, Dothideomycetes, Pleosporales, Pleosporaceae. The transcript is spliced from 5 exons. Bases 1 to 1611 code for a protein of 536 amino acids. The record is from RefSeq and is a predicted model, not a curated record.
AUGACGUGUUCUGAGUUGCCACAAUGGUUGCAGACAGCCACGAAGAAGCGAACAACACGGGACAAUGCCAUUCAGAGAUUCACCAAUGCUCAGGCAACGCCAACCGAGCAACCCCACGGAAACCACGAACCCCGAAGCGAUCAAACAUUGACGGCCAUCGAUGAUGCCCAAAUCGUUCCAAAGGCCAUUCUGUCGCGUGCUGUGACGGCAUCGCAGCUGCUUUCUGCCUACAUCAACCGCCUUACCGAGAUUCUCUUCGACGAUGCGAUUCAGCAGGCGAAAGCACUGGACAGCUACUUUGGCGAAACUGGUCAGCUUCUGGGACCCCUCCACGGGGUACCCAUGACGCUCAAGGACCAGUUUGAUGUCAAGGGCUACGACAGCACUCUAGGCUAUGUUGGGCGCGCUUUCAAGCCGGCCCAACAAGAUUGCGUGCUGGUAUCUUUGUUGAAAGAGAUGGGCGCAAUCAUUAUUGCAAAGUCCAAUCUGCCACAGAGUAUAAUGUGGUGUGAAACCGACAAUCCCUUGUGGGGCCUCACCGUUCAUCCGAAGAACCCCGACUUUACGUCUGGUGGCUCAACUGGCGGAGAGGCUGCGCUUUUGUCGCUCCAGGGCACUGUGGUCGGCUGGGGUACGGAUAUUGGAGGUAGCGUGCGGAUACCCUCUCACAUGAAUGGCCUGUACGCACUGAAGCCUAGUAGCACACGCCUGCCGUACCAAGGAGUAUCCGUGUCGACCGAUGGUCAAGAGCAUGUUCCAUCCGUAAUUGGGCCAAUGACACGGAACAUGAACUCGCUGACGGCAGUCACCAAAGCUGUCAUCGAUGCAACUCCUUGGGAACAAGAUCCAAAGUGCUGCCCAGUGCCGUGGCGGUCAGAAGCCUAUGAAGGUGCACGUUUGAAACCACUGGUGGUCGCUAUCAUGCGGGAUGAUGGGGUUGUGAAAUGCCAUCCACCUAUUGCCCGCGUACUAACUGAAGUCGCCAUGAAGCUUGAGAAAGCUGGACAUGAAGUGAUCGAGUGGGCUCCGGGUAGCCUUCAUCAAGAGUGUAUUGACAUCAUGGAUCAGUACUACACUGCAGACGGUGGCGAGGACAUUCGACGAGACGUUGCCACUGGCGGAGAACCAUUCAUUCCGCACGUAGAAGCUCUUGUCAACAAAGGCAAGGCGAUCUCGGUUUAUGAUUAUUGGCAGUUGAACAAGAUGAAGCUUGGAUUGCAGAAGCGCUACCUCGAUCUCUGGAACUCAACAAAGUCUGCCAGUUCUGGCAAAUCAAUCGACGUCCUUCUUACACCUGUCAUGCCUCAUUCUGCUGUCCCUCAUCGAAAAUGCAAGUGGGUCGGAUAUACAAAGGUGUUCAACUUCAUCGACUAUCCGGCUGUCGUCCUGCCUGCUGGUCAAGUUUCGAAAACCCUUGAUGGAGAAGCUGCGAGGAGGAUGAGCGAAUACGAGCCAAGGAAUGCAAUGGACGACUGGAAUUGGCAGACGUUUGAUUUGGAUGGCAUGGAUGGUAUGCCAAUAGGUGUGCAGGUUGUAGCUCGAAGACUGCAGGAGGAGAAGGCUCUGGGUGCGGCCGCAGCCAUCGACGACAUACUGAAGAAGCAGGCCUAG